Klebsormidium nitens is the source of this 2415-nucleotide messenger RNA. The record is from the annotation of a GenBank genome assembly. NCBI's taxonomy places the organism in Eukaryota, Viridiplantae, Streptophyta, Klebsormidiophyceae, Klebsormidiales, Klebsormidiaceae.
CCAGCUUCAAAACUCCUCUCCCUCGCUCUAGUUAAUAGAGUUAGGUGGAUACAAUGAUCUGCGCCAUUGCGAUAAGCAGGACUGACAAACUGCAGAGGGCCGUCGGGCGCACCUGCUUGCAUAGCGUGGUGUCCUGGCAGCACUCAUUCCGCAAGGCGGCCACUCAGAGAGAAAUUAUCAGCAGGGUGGCUGGAGAGAAAUCAUGCAAUUGGCGUCCCACCAAUAGUUGUGCCACCUACAGCGGUUCAAAUGAGGGGGAGCUCCUUGCCUCUCGGCACCUUGCGUCUGAUCAGCCAGCGGCGCUCUGCUGGCAGCGGUUUUUCUCAUAGUGUCAUCAAUGAGAUUACCGACCCGUCUUUCCCAAGCCCCAACUCUGGUCCCAUAAAUUGUGGAAAGGCUUCCAGCAGUGACUAUGAACUUGAUCACUCUCCUCACAACCACACCGCUGCGUCCGCCAAUCGAUGCUCGGGCCUGCGAAGGUGGUAUACUUCGGAUGCAGCGGGCAGUUCAGGCCGGGGUCGGAGGCGCGACCCCUCUCCCGGUUUCCCUCAGAGGAGAGGGGGUUCUCUUGGGAGAGGCGCAAGUGGGGAAGCUGUCGACGUAGGCCAGGCAGCCAAGGGGCAAUUUGAGGAUCCAGAGAGCGAGAGGAAGGGGAAGCCCAUGGAGGGGAGCAGCAUUCUGCAGCAGAUUCUGGCCGCCAGCGCCAAGGAGAACGAGGAGGCUGCGAAGAGGGCCGAAGCCAGAAGCGGAGCGCAGGGGAGUGCGGAAGCGAGUGGCAGGAAUGGCGCCGGAGCCCGGCUCGGCCCUCGCCCGCCCAAUAACAACAUGCAAGACCUGAUGCGCAUGUUUCAGCCCAAGAACGGCCCCUUCUCUAGUGACACCCCAGACCCGGAUGGCCGCCUCUUCCGCCCCCGUCGUUCCCCAGAGCCCCCCACCUCUAGUUCCUCGUCCGGUCCCCCAAUGCUUCGAGACGAGAUUGACAGCAUUCCUCCCGCACAAAGGGAGGUCAUCACGAUAGGGUACGGUGAGCGUGCGGCGAUGCAGAAGGAGGACCGUGUGAUCUACCGGGGGGGUACUCCGGCUGGGGCUGGGAGGGGGGGCGCGAGGGGCGGGGACAACCGACGGCGGCCCCUGACGCUGAGCGAGAUCUUUUCGAGGAGUAAGACGGAGGGGGAGGAAAAAGCGGAGCCAAGCGUGAAGGUGCAGUACAAGAGGAAUGUUUCGCAGGGGAGGGGCAGGUCGGCCGCGAGUUCUGAAUUCCAACAACGCGUGCUGGGUCUGCCGCCUGACGAGGAUUCUGAGCCGACGGAGGAAAGGAGGGGGCAGCGGCGCGCCGAGCGCCCCUCUCUCGGGGAAUCGAGGACGAGCAAUCGGCGGCAGCGGGCUGAUGAUGAAGAAGACGAGCGUCCACCGCUGUACGGCGAGUUUGCAAUUUCCAACAAGAUGCCGCAGGACAAGCCCCGGAAAGAGAACAAGCCGAACCGGUCAGCAGAGGAGCGCGCUCAGUACGAGGCGCGCGAAGCGGAGCGAGAGGAGAAGGAACUGGAAGAAACGGCGAAAGAGACGGAGCUGGAGAUCGAGAACUCGGAGUGGUACGAGAUCAUGAAGCAGGGCUGGGAGCCGCAGCCGGACGAACUAGGCGUGCCGCAAACGCCGGAGGUGGCGCUGCGGGACCACCUUGCGAUGACCCUGGAACCCGAGUAUCACAUGGAGUCGUUCGGCGUCCUUCCUGACCUGGACGACACCCCUCAAUCGCCGCUGGAGGACGCGCUGACCGCCUGCAAGCAGGAGCUGAUGGAAAUGAGUGGGAUUGAAGAUGAGGACACGUGGCAGGCGAUGCUGAAGCGAACAUUGGACCGGACGUCCGAACUAGAAGCGGUGGUAAAGCGGUAUAACAAGAGCGCGCAUGUCUCGGCGGCACAGCAGCACCGGAUUUUAGGCGACAUCAUUGGGGAGAUGCCCGAGCGAGGGUCGCCCUCCAGAACGCCCGAGAUGGUUGCGCACGUCACGCGGGCGCUGCAGACGCUCGAGCAUAACUGCCGAUGGCCCCUCGAUCGCAAGAAGGCCGUUAUGACAUCGCUCAUUGCACAGCUAGGGAAGUACGACGGGUCCAAUAAGCAGUCCAAGCUGAUGCAGUCAGUAUUCGGUUGAUCAGAAACGCACUCGGCUAGCUUUGCUCGCGUAUUGGCGAGAGGUAAUCUCUUGGAACGAUUGGAUGACACAAUGAUGGUGCAUUUGCAGAUUCCAAUGGGCUCCGAAAGCAUGCCACGUCAUCCUUCCCUUCCUACCUCACAACAACCUUAUCAAAAGCCCAGCCGCAACUCUAGCACGUCGGAUGGUAGUACUUGCCCAUUCGUCGGAGCAAAAAGUCACAUGGCGCUGAAAUCAUGUUGGCAUCUUUCUGUCAGCUUCCCC